AACCUCGUCCACCGACACCCUCAAGUCCUCUUGCACAGAGCCAAGAAAGAAGACAACGACAAGAACAGGGAGACAAAGAGACACAAUGAGCGACCCAGCCCCUAAGCGCCCCUUUUCAAAGGUGAGUCAGCCGCUGCCGAUUGAUUCCGGAGGUUGGAGAGAGGAGAGACUCGCCCUCGCUGACCCAUUUCGUCUCUUCCGCCCACGCCUCACCCAGGUCAUCAUAGUGGGCGCGGGCCCGGCGGGGCUGCUGCUGGCCCUGCUGCUCUCCAAGAAGGGCAUCCCCGUGCACAUUCUCGAGGCGGCGGCGGAGCUGGACCAGCAGCCGCGGGCGGCGCACUACGGCGCGCCCGCGAUCCCCGAGUUCCUGCGCGCGGGCAUCGCCGAGCGCAUCCGCGAGCGCGGCAUGGUCCUCGACACCAUGUGCUGGCGCGCCCCCGCCGACAGGGACCACGCUUACAUCGCCGGCUUCGACGCUCGCCGGGUGCUGAGCGACGUCGACGGCCGCGGCACCGACCUGCGGACGCACUGCCUCGCGCUGCAGGAGCUGGACGCGCUGAUGCUCGAGGAGGUGACGGGCCGGUACGGCGGCCUGAUCGAGUGGGAGCACAGGGUUGUCAGCGUCGGCCAGGACGCCGACGGGGCCUGGUGCGAGGUCGAGGUCGCCGGCGGCAGGGGCGGGAAGAAGGUGGUCAGGGGCGAUUAUGUGGUCGGUUGCGACGGCGCGAAUAGCACGGUGCGCAAGUCGCUGUUUGGAGACGAGUUCCCUGGGUUCACGUGGGAUGCGCAGAUUAUUGCUACCAACACGUACUACCCCUUUGCGGAGAAGUUCGGCUGGCAGGAUGCCAAUUUCAUCAUCCACCCGGAACACUUCUUUAUGGCGGCUAGGAUAACCCGCGAUGGCCUCUAUCGCAUCACGUAUGGCGAGACACCGGGUCUCUCCCGCGAAGAAUACCGAGAACGCCUGCCCUGGAAAUUCGAGACCAUCCUCCCCGGCCACCCUAAGCCCGACGAAUACAAAGUCAUCAACUUCUCCCCCUACAAGAUGCACCAGCGGUGCGCCCCCAAGUUCCGUGUUGGCAGGGUGCUCUUGGCAGCCGACGCGGCCCACCUAUGCAAUCCCUGGGGUGGACUUGGCAUAACCGGCGGCUUUGUGGACGUCGGCGGGCUGUACGAUUGCCUUGCGGGAAUCUGGGACGGCAAGGCGGACGAGUCAAUCCUGGAUCUGUACUCGGAGAAGCGGAUAGAGAAGUGGAAGACCAUCAUCAACCCGGUCUCGUCCGAGAACUUCAGGAGGGUGUCGGACAAGGACCCCGCCACGAGGUUCGAGAGGGACGAGUUUAUGCAGAUGUUGAAGAAGGGCGAGACGGACGAGGCUUUUCUGAAAGAAUUGCUGAUGGGCCCGAUGGAGGUGCGGUACGAUUUCACCCAGAAUUAUAAGGAUGCGGCGAAGAUAUGAGGGGUUCCGGUAUCGCAAGAUUCGGCGAACCUGAGAGCUGGCGAGGCGUAUCGUGUUGUGGUCGGUCUGUGUUACUGAGUUAGAAAGUCGGCAACCUGGGUGCGGAGCCCAAUCUUGAGAACCUCGACCUCAGGGUUUGAAGACUUUUACUCUUCUCUCUAGUCGCGUCCGGACGUUAGGUUGAUAUGCUUCGCCCCUUUCGUCGCUGUACUAUCGUUAG
Messenger RNA from Thermothelomyces thermophilus ATCC 42464, 1679 nucleotides. RefSeq lists its product as uncharacterized. Gene Ontology annotation, biological process: ubiquinone biosynthetic process. The record is from RefSeq and is a predicted model, not a curated record. Gene Ontology annotation, molecular function: FAD binding; oxidoreductase activity. Lineage: Eukaryota; Fungi; Ascomycota; Sordariomycetes; Sordariales; Chaetomiaceae. Gene Ontology annotation, cellular component: mitochondrion. The coding region runs from base 86 to 1459 and encodes 457 amino acids. The transcript has 3 exons.